UCUAAUAAAGGAUGUGUGGAAUAGAAUCAUCCUGGUGGAAUAUAAUGAAAAGACAUAAAAAACAGCAUUAAGUAUUAAAGUUUCAGCAUUGACUAAGAAUAUAAAAGCCAUUUUGAGAGAAUAGACAUUUCAGGAAGAACAUUUCAGUCAAAUGAUAUUUACACCUGAAGACAUGCCCACAUUCAAAAUCCAACAUCCAAGAAUCCACGCUAAUGAGAAACUCCUUGAGUGUAAGGAAUGUGGCAAGGAUUUUAGUUUUGUGUCAGUCCUUAUUCGACAUCAACGUAGUCAUACUGGUGAGAAACCUUUUGAGUGUAAAGAAUGUGGUAAGGCCUUUGGGAGUGGUGCAAACCUAGCUUACCAUCAAAGAAUCCAUACUGGUGAGAAACCUUAUGAAUGUCAUGAGUGUGGGAAAGCCUUUGGCAGUGGUUCCAAUCUUACCCACCACCAGAGAAUUCAUACUGGUGAGAAGCCAUAUGAAUGUAAGGAAUGUGGGAAGGCCUUUAGUUUUGGAUCAGGCCUAAUUCGUCACCAGAUAAUUCACAGCGGUGAAAAGCCUUACAAGUGUAAGGAAUGUGGGAAGUCCUUUAAUUUUGAAUCAGCUCUUACUCGGCAUUACAGAAUUCACACUGGUGAGAAACCUUAUAAAUGUAAGGACUGUGGGAAAACGUUUGGCAGUGGUUCAAACCUCACUCAACACCGACGGACUCAUACGGGUGAGAAACCAUAUGAAUGUAAAGCAUGUGGAAUGGCCUUCAGUAGUGGUUCUACUCUUACUCGUCAUGAGAGAAUUCACACUGGGGAGAGACCCUAUGUGUGUAAUGUAUGUGGGAAGACUUUUAGUUUUGGAUCAGCGCUUACUCGACAUCAAAGAAUUCACACGGGCGAGAAACCUUAUGUAUGUAGGGAAUGUGGGAAGGCUUUUAAUAGUGGGUCAGAUCUCACUCAGCAUCAAAGAAUUCACAGUGGUGAGAAACCUUAUGAGUGUAAGGAAUGUGAAAAGGCCUUUAGAAGUGGCUCAAAACUUAUUCAGCAUCAAAGAUGUCAUUCUGGUGAGAAACCCUACGAGUGUAAGGAAUGUGGGAAGGCCUUCAGCAGUGGUUCAGACCUGGCUCAACAUCAACGAAUUCAUAUUGAUGAGAAACUGUAUGAAUGUAAGCAAUGUGGAAAGGCAUUUGGAAGCGGCUCAAAACUUAUUCAACACCAGCUCAUCCACACUGGUGAAAAACCCUAUGAAUGUAAAGAAUGUGGAAAGCCUUUUAAUAGUGCCUCAGCUCUCAAUGGGCACCAGAGAAUACACACUGCUGAGAAACCCUAGGAAUAAGAAAUGUGGGAAGACUCGGGAAGGAUUUGAAAGUUCAAAAACAUAAGAACAAUCCUACUUUUCAGAAUUUCCGAUUUGGAAACUAUAAGUUGGGAUGAUGGAAAUGAAGAACUUCAAUAUAUGAAAUUCAGACUAAUAGGAGUCUGAAGUGUAAUUAAAGUAUAAAUAAACUUUACCACUU
Messenger RNA from Suncus etruscus (white-toothed pygmy shrew), 1505 nucleotides. RefSeq names its product zinc finger protein 345. Bases 152 to 1318 code for a protein of 388 amino acids. The transcript has a single exon. The record is from RefSeq and is a predicted model, not a curated record. Lineage: Eukaryota; Metazoa; Chordata; Mammalia; Eulipotyphla; Soricidae.